Molecule: messenger RNA, 1560 nt
Organism: Bicyclus anynana (squinting bush brown)
Lineage: Eukaryota; Metazoa; Arthropoda; Insecta; Lepidoptera; Nymphalidae
Product: acyl-CoA-binding domain-containing protein 6
Exons: 2
Coding region: 67-1473 (468 amino acids)
Molecular function (GO): protein binding; fatty-acyl-CoA binding
Source: RefSeq, a predicted model, not a curated record
UUUUUGUUUCUGCUUCUAUAAAAUUAUUUGGCUAUUUAAUAAAAAUAAUAAGAAAAUGCUUAUGCAAUGAGCGAUGGUCGUUCUGUUAGUGGCCAACUAAAGAAGUUCGUUUUCCGCGGGAAGUCAUCGAGCAACGGCGAUACCCGAGGUGAAUAUCUGGAGAUCGUGAUACCAGAGCUGUUAUCGGCAGGUUACUCGUUCUACACGUGGCCCUCGGCGCCGCUGCUGGCCUGGUAUUUGUGGACGCAGAGGAGACAUUUACGCGGUCUUAGAGUUCUAGAGCUGGGUUGCGGGACCGGCUUGCCUGGUAUUUUGGCGGCGAAGUGCGGCGCUCACGUGACGCUGACCGACAGCGUCGCUUUGCCGCGAUCAUUGCGACACUUAUCUGCUUGCUGCGAGGCUAACGGCUUAGUUCCCAACCGAGACGUUCAAGUGCUAGGGCUCGCUUGGGGACUAUUCUUAACAGACGUCCACAAUUUACGCCCCGUAGAUUUAUUACUAGCCUCCGAUUGCUUUUACGAACCCACGCAAUUUGAAGAAGUGUUAUCAACUGUUGCGUAUUUCUUGGACGGUACUGACGCACGAUUUUUGUGUGCUUACCAGGAGCGGAGCGCCGACUGGUCGAUUGAAGCUCUGCUGAAGAAGUGGGGACUGAGAGGGGCUCUUCUCGACUUGGAUUCACUGAGCGAGAGCACGGGCGUGGACUACAGAGCCUUGAUUGCACUGCUGAAUUCUGAUUCUGAUUUCUCUGAUGACGAUCAGCUAAGUCCUUUAGACAAAUCUUUCAACAAAGCAUCUGGUCAUGUGAGGAAAAUAACAUCAAAACUUGAUAAUAAUCAACUUUUAGAACUGUACGGUCUGUAUAAGCAAAGCACUGAGGGAAUAUGUAACACUCCAAAGCCGGGAUGGUUAGAUGGAAAGGGGAGGAGAAAAUGGGAAGCUUGGCGAACCCUUGGCGACAUGUCCUUUGAAGAAGCUAAGCAGAAAUAUGUAGAUUUGGUACAAAAGCUAGACCAAGAUUUUAGCAUUGCAUCCCAAGGAGGCCCCAAAGAGUCGUGGGCUGCUGUAUCGUCACUAAGAUACUCUCCAGAACCAGCCCUAGUUCAUAAUGAGCUGACAAUAUUUGAUGCAGCACGGGAAAACAUGGGAGAAGUUGUUGCACAAAUGUUGUCUGAAAAUCCGGAACUAAAAAAUAUGAAAGAUGACAAUGGGCUAACAGCUAUACAUUGGGCAUCCGACAGGGAUGCAACUUAUGCCUUGACCGAGUUGAUAAAAGCUGGUUGUAAUGUCAAUGCUCUUGAUGACGUUGACCAAACAGCCCUUCACUAUGCAGUGGCAUGCGACCAUAUUAAAUCAAUUCAAAUAUUAGUAGAUGCUGGAGCGGAUCUCUUAAAAGACAAUGAGGAUUGCACUCCUUUGGACUUGGCAGAUAAUGAUGAGGUUCGGGCAAUUCUGAACAGUGCUUUUAAAUAGGACACCUAGUUAUAUGCCAUUUUAAUAAUCACUUUGUAUGUUUUAGUUAUAGAAUUGUAGUUAAUGGGAAUAAAGAGUUUUAAUUAU